CUGUAAUAUUGCUAGCCCGGAUUGCUAGUGAACGCAGUGUACACACAUCCAAUAUCUAAUAAUGCUGCUGUGUUCGUCAGCAUCAUCGGUUAUCAAUAUGCCGUCAACAAUUACACAUUGGAUUCGCACCAUGCGGAUAUGCAAUUGUAUCAAGGUUUCCGUGUCCAUUUUACGUAACGUGUUGAAGAAACAAAAGAAACUGAUAUGUGCGUAUUUAUUAACAUUUGGCCUCAUACUUCCGUUGUUGUGCCAUCAUCUCCGAAACACGAGUUUGGAGUUUCUCUACAAUCGAAACCAGACGGCUGCUGCACAGGCAAUGAUCCGGGAAAACACAGCUCGCUUUGAGCAAUCCUUAAAGUCACUGCAAAGGUUUGAAGAUCGGAAAACAUUCUGUCAAACUCUUCCAUUCAUGUGUUCGAUGGACAGAACUAGACAAGGAACUGCUUUAUUUGCUUCUGACACAAAAAGCGAUGCGUUGAAAAAGCCUUCGCCUAUGGAUGACUCACUUGCACCAACCCAUGGUUUUCAUAGAGUACAACAGAAGCGAACUUAUAGCAGAGAUUAUUUUAAAGGAGGACUUGCAAUUUCUGUUGUCACAGUUGCCCGGACUUCCAAAUAUCAUAAUUACACAGGACACUAUCUACCACAGACUGUUGCUAGGUUACUGGAAAUAAUAUCGGUUUCUGAAGAACUAAUGGAGCGAACUCCAGUUCAUUUAAGCGUGUGUAAUGUGGACUUUAAGGCCAAUGCACAUUCGGAUAUAAAAUUACUGCCAGUAUGGAUUCCUGUUUCCCAGCGAUUCAAAAUCGAACCAAACAAGACGGAUCUUACACAAAAUGAGUUAAUAGAUAAGGAAAAGAACGAUUACGUAUUUUGUAUUAAUAAGUCUUUGGAGUUAAAUUUCUCAUACGUGAUGAUUGUUGAAGACGAUGCUUUAGCGAAUGCAAACCUGUUCGAUGUUUUAAAGAGAUUUUUCGUUUCAGAAAGGUUCGCAUACACUGACGAAAUCAUAUUUAAUCCGAUUAGCAAUUAUGCUUUUUUGAAACUGUAUCACCCAGAAAGGUUACUCGGCUAUUUUGGAUUUGACGCAGAACGCAUUCCUGAAUUGGUAUCAUUGUCUAUUAUAUUGACUACUCUGACAUUAUUAAUACGCACAAUUGUUCAGGGUAGUGCUUUCAAUCACUUCUAUCUAUGUCAUGCUAUAAAUGCGUUUCUUAUGUUUCUGCUAGGAAUAAUGGUCAUUGGUAGAUCUAACAUAAACGCUCUUCGUACAUAUUCGGACUACCUCUAUUACAUAACCCCUGCACCAAGCUGUUGUUCGCCGGCCAUUUUGUUUCCACGGGCGGGGGCGGUUACCAUAGUGACGCGACUUGAACCCAUGACAUGCAAGGCAGGAUUUGCCAAGGACUCCGCAAUUGAUCAGAUUGUAAAGGAAGAUCGUCUUCAAACGAGACUUGUACAGCCAAACCUGUUUCAGCACAUAGGACACUAUUCGUCAUUGAGAAAAGAUAUGCUCAACCCUUUUAUUGUGUAAUAACAGACGUUGUGUACUUAAAUAAUACUAGAAUGCUGAGAUAAUAAUUAUUGCCGUUUUGGAA
Messenger RNA from Dreissena polymorpha, 1598 nucleotides. RefSeq names its product post-GPI attachment to proteins factor 4-like. Lineage: Eukaryota; Metazoa; Mollusca; Bivalvia; Myida; Dreissenidae. The coding region runs from base 62 to 1534 and encodes 490 amino acids. The record is from RefSeq and is a predicted model, not a curated record. Gene Ontology annotation, cellular component: Golgi membrane. The transcript is spliced from 2 exons. Gene Ontology annotation, molecular function: glycosyltransferase activity. Gene Ontology annotation, biological process: GPI anchor biosynthetic process.